ACACACGCAACGCUGAACGCUCUCACAGGUAGAGGAGAGCAAUGGGGAAAACAGGUGGAAGAGGAGACUUUGAAUGGGUCUACAAUGACCAGCCGCAUACUUCAAGACGAAAAGAAAUUUUGGCCAAAUAUCCAGAGAUUAAGUCCUUGAUGGGUCCAGACCCUCAGCUGAAAUGGGUGGUAUCUGGCAUGGUCCUGACCCAGCUUCUGGCUUGUUACCUGGUCCACGACCUCUCCUGGAAGUGGAUUUUCUUUUGGGCCUAUGCCUUCGGAGGCUGCAUUAACCACUCCCUGACUCUGGCCAUCCAUGACAUCUCUCACAAUGUGGCCUUUGGCAACAAGCUGGCAAAGUGGAACCGCUGGUUUGCCAUGUGGGCCAACCUUCCCAUCGGGUUACCCUACUCUGCCUCCUUCAAAAAGUACCACAUUGACCACCACCGAUAUCUGGGGGGGGACCAGCUAGAUGUGGACAUCCCUACAGACAUUGAAGGAUGGUUCUUCUGCACCCCGACCAGGAAGCUCCUCUGGCUCUUCCUUCAGCCAUUUUUCUACGCCCUGCGGCCAUUGAUUGUCAAUCCUAAACCAGUGGGCCAGAUGGAAAUUCAAAAUGCAGUUGUUCAGUUCACCGCGGAUGCAAUUAUCUAUUAUUUCUGGGGGGUGAAGCCCAUUGUUUAUCUCAUUGCUGGAUCUAUAUUGUGCUUGGGUCUGCAUCCCAUCUCUGGACACUUCAUUGCUGAGCAUUACAUGUUCCUGAAAGGACACGAAACAUAUUCUUACUAUGGAUCACUGAACUUGAUCACUUUCAAUGUUGGGUAUCACAUGGAGCACCAUGACUUUCCCAGCAUACCUGGCAGUAAACUACCUCAGGUCAAGCAGAUCGCAGCAGAGUAUUACGACUCCCUGCCACAGCAUACGUCCUGGAUCCGGGUGCUUUGGGACUUCGUGUUUGACGACAGCAUCGGCCCCUACGCCAGAAUCAAGCGGGAGUACAAGCUAAACAAGCAAGGAUAGACCACUGAAUAUAUUUAAAGCUAGAUGUAAAUUGAAGUUGUUAGAUCACAGUGAAUUGUCAUCGUUAGCUCUAGUUUACAUGUUUGUUUGUUUUUUUUUGUCAAUAUAGUAUGAUGUCACUGACGGCAAACUUAACAUGUUUGUCAUCUAGCAAGUCCUGUACCGUUGUUCCUCCAUGGCAAAUUAAGUUAUACAUUUCACAUGCAUACAUGCUGUUAAUAGGAUUUUAGAAACAUACAGCUGGAUAUUUGUGUUUCUUUUCUUUUUUUCUUUGUUGUUUAUCAUCCUUGUGUUUGUUGUGUCCUUGCUGUUCAUGUCCACGGUUUAGCAAUGUUUGCUUGUAGCCAAGACACCGCCAAAGACCAAAAAAAGGUUAUUUAAUUGGAAGGUCUUUGGAGGUCACACGCUUUCUUGUGAAGUUUAACAGCUACCUGUCGUGGGUUUCUUUUCCUGCCCGUAAGAUGGUGGUUCUCAAACCUUUUCUGUAACGCUCCCCUUUAGAGGAAGUACAAGUGUAGGGGAGGCAGUUUGAGAAUCCAACCAGACUUGGGGGAAGAAUGUGAACCAGUUAAACACUCAGAUGACCUAAUACUGUGUCACAAUGAUCAAGCAGAACAGUGCUGAAGUGGAAAUGAGCGUUGAAAAUUACCGUUCAGUAAGAGGAGCCUUUUCUUCAAUGAAGCCUCAUCCUGCUUGUUUGCAGCCCCGUCGGGCUGUGAACUACUUCAUUAUAUCUUCAGCUUACGAAAAUACCGCAAAAAGUUUUACUGCAAUCUUGAAAUGAUUUGCCAUUUUCUAAGCAGUUACAGUUAUUUUCUUUGGGUUUUCACCCCUAAGUUCAUGAUAUAUUCCCAUGAAUUUGUGGGGUUGAGGCUCUUCUUACCAUUCUUUUCUUUGUUUGGAGUGUUGCACUUCUGUUUCGACUGUCCUACCAACAACUGAAGAAACACCUUUUAAUGCCACUACAAGAUUCUGAAAACUCAAUAAAAAUACCAUAAGCAAGCAAGUUGUUGUUAUAGUGCCGACCCAGUGCCCUAGCAGCUUAAUGUUUACUGAUCUGCACAACUCAAAAGCCACCUGAUUAAAUUUGUCCAGCUCUCCCUCGGGCCUCUAAAAGAGCAGUCACCCGUUGAGACACAGACGUGGGAGCUCUGUGGGCAGCGCCAGAGUGUCAUGUCCAAACCCAGCCCAUUUUUUCUGUGGUGGAUGAAAUUGGAUAAAUUAUUUAAACUCAGUUCUCAGUGUCCUGUUUUUUUUUUUUUAUUAUCAUUUGCAGCAUGUUCAAGAAAUAUGCAGAACCCGCUUCUCGCAAUAAUAACAAAAACAUUCCACUUUAAUUAUAGUUUGAAAGAUUAGCAAAAAUAAUAGCCUAUGUGACUGCAACCAGUGUAUUGCACUUCAACCCUAUCCUUCUUUUUAAAUAUUAAAACAUUUAAAGUGAAAUGUAUCCUCCUCUUUCAUACGGGGAAGCAGAAUGCACUUUGGGUUAUAAGUUUUAUACUUGCAGCAUGCGUGUUAAACAACCAUCUACAGCAUCAAUAGACGCUAAGGAGUGCACUAGUUUCUGCAACUUUAUUUAGAAUUGUAUCACUGUCAAUAGACAUGAGGAUUUCUUUCUCUGUGCACAUCAGCAUGAAUGACUAAGUGUUCCUGAGUCAGUGAGCUUGGCAGCC
Molecule: messenger RNA, 2683 nt
Organism: Cololabis saira (Pacific saury)
Lineage: Eukaryota; Metazoa; Chordata; Actinopteri; Beloniformes; Belonidae
Gene: degs2
Product: delta(4)-desaturase, sphingolipid 2
Exons: 3
Coding region: 42-1010 (322 amino acids)
Biological process (GO): ceramide biosynthetic process; sphinganine metabolic process
Cellular component (GO): membrane
Molecular function (GO): sphingolipid delta-4 desaturase activity
Source: RefSeq, a predicted model, not a curated record